Molecule: messenger RNA, 7827 nt
Organism: Penicillium malachiteum
Lineage: Eukaryota; Fungi; Ascomycota; Eurotiomycetes; Eurotiales; Aspergillaceae
Product: polyketide synthase
Exons: 9
Coding region: 1-7827 (2608 amino acids)
Biological process (GO): fatty acid biosynthetic process; secondary metabolite biosynthetic process
Molecular function (GO): 3-oxoacyl-[acyl-carrier-protein] synthase activity; oxidoreductase activity; fatty acid synthase activity
Source: RefSeq, a predicted model, not a curated record
AUGGAGAACAUUACUACUACCUUGCCGGAGCUAGACGGCAUCGACAGCAAUGAUAUUGCUGUUUGUGGCUUUUCAUUGAAGUUUCCACAAGAUGCAACUACUCCAGAAGCCCUAUGGGAUAUGAUGCUGAAACGACAUUGUGCAAUGACCGAGUUUCCAGCUGAUCGUGUCAAUAUCGAUGGUUUCUACGAUGAGCGAUCACGGCCAAACACUAUGCCGCUUAAAGGUGGUCACUUUCUCAAAGGCGAUCUUGCCGAAUUUGAUGCCGGCUUCUUCUCUAUUGCGCCUACUGAAGCAGCGUCCAUGGAUCCCAUGCAAAGACUGUUACUAGAAGCCUCCUAUCAUGCGUUAGAAAACGCCGGUAUCCCUAUGGAGCAUGUCAACGGCUCACCGACAGCCGUUUACUGCGGCUCAUUUGGAAUGGACUACAUGUUGCAACUUGUUCGCAGCGCCGAAGUUCCUCCACAAUAUGCAGCACUAGGAUUCGGUCUUAGCAUGCUUGCCAACAGAAUCAGCUGGUUCUUCAACUUUCGCGGGCCAAGUAUGGCCGUCGAUUCUGCAUGUUCUAGUUCCGCUAUGGCCUUGGACACAGCCUGCGCGGCACUGAAAAACGGCAAUUGCUCCAUGGCAUUGGUUGCUGGCUCCAAUAUGGCCAGUGCGCCUGAGCCAUACGUUUGGAUGUCCAAUGUCAAGUUCUUGUCACCAGAUAGCCGCUGCUAUUCCUUUGAUGAAAGAGCCAAUGGAUAUGCUAGAGGUGAGGGCCUCGCUGUUACCGUUCUCAAGAGAGUAUCAGAUGCCGUGAGAGACGGUAACACUAUCCGCGCUGUCAUUCGCGCGACAGCUUGCAAUGAAGACGGUCGCACUCCUGGCAUCACACAACCAAACCAUAAGGCUCAAAAUGAGCUCAUCAAGAGAACAUAUGAGCAGGCCUGUCUUUCGAUGGAGCACACGAGGUUCUUUGAGGCUCAUGGAACUGGAACGCCUGCUGGAGACCCUCGCGAGGCUCAAGCAAUUGGCAUGGCUUUCAUGCAGCAUCGCUCAACCGACGAUCCUAUUCAUGUCGGUGCUAUCAAGUCAAACGUUGGCCAUUUGGAAGGUGCCAGUGGACUGGCUGGCUUGAUCAAGGCUGUUCUCGUCUUGGAGAAGGGAAUUAUCCCUCCCAAUGCCAACUUUCAAAAAGUGAAUCCCAAGAUUGACGUUGACUAUCUAAAUAUUUCUUUCCCACAAAAGGCACGUCCUUGGCCAACAAAUGGUCUCCGCCGAGCCUCUGUCAAUUCAUUUGGAUAUGGAGGUGCGAAUGCACACAUCGUCAUUGACGAUGCUUAUAACUAUCUGCGGAUUCGUGGCCUCAACGGCAAACAUGAUACGGUGAAGCUUCCACCCCAGCUACGGGAACAGUCCAAUAUGAUGGCAUUGACUCCUGCCCCGACGCCGCCACGACAAGAUGAAGUACAGAGACUCUUUGUGUGGUCUGCAUCCGACAAGGACUGUAUUGGCAGAAUUCUUGAGCAGUAUAGCACGAGAAACUCUGCUAUCAAGCAGCUGUUACAGAAAUAUCAGCAAAUACGGCAGCAGGGUGAUAAAGAGUCCAUCGCUGCUACAGAUGAUAUUACAAAUCUGAUGGCCAAUGUGGCGUACACAUUAGACACACACCGAAGUCAUUUGCAAUGGAGAUCAUUUGCAUUGAUGAACACUAUUGAAGAUUUCGAAAACAUAUCCUCGCUCAUGUCAACACCAGUUCAAGUUCCCGCGCAUGCCGGCUCGCCACCACGUAUUGGCUUUGUCUUCAGCGGACAAGGAGCGCAGUGGAAGGGCAUGGGACGCGAAUUAACUUGCUACGAGAGUUUUAGAGUAGAGUUGGGGCAGGCUGACGCUUAUCUGCGAAGCCUAGGAUGCGUCUGGUCUGUUGUUAACCACAUACUGUACCCAGAAUCUUCCAACAACAUUGACAAUCCGGAGCUUAGCCAGUCGCUGUGCACUAUUCUGCAAGUUGCUUUGGUUAACUUACUCCGGCAAUUUGGAGUCAGACCCGCUGCCGUUGUUGGACAUUCAUCUGGUGAGAUUGCUGCAGCAUACGCCAGCGGUCACAUUCCAUUGAAGUUAGCCUGGAGAUUGGCAUACUUUAGAGGGAUUUGUUCGUCCAAACUGGAUCGUGAUGGACAUUUAGCCGAUUCCGGGGAGCGCGUCUCUGGUGCCAUGAUGGCUGUGGCAUUAUCUGAGGCUUCUGGAGAAGAGCUCCUCUCCGCUCAUAGCCAUGUUGUUUCAAGCGUCUCCAUCGCUUGUAUAAAUAGCCCCCAGAGCAUUACUCUCUCAGGAGAUGAGGCUGCCAUUGACUACCUCCAGCGUGUUCUGGAGGAAGAGAAGAUCUUCGCCCGUAAGCUUCGUGUCAGAGUUGCCUAUCACUCGAGACAUAUGGAUAGCAUUGCAGCUGAUUAUUUGUGCAUGAUCAACGCAUAUGCGGAUGCCAACGACACAGUGCCCUUCUCAUCUGACAUUCCAAUGGUAUCCAGCGUAACUGGCAAAGUCAUUAGCGACGCCUCCGUUGCAGAGGCGUCAUACUGGGCAUCUAACAUGGCAUCGCCAGUGCAGUUUUCUCAAGCUGUGUCGGUCAUGUGCCGCCAAGGCGCCAAAGAUGUGACAAAGAAGCUCGACCAAAGUCAUCUGUUGGUCCCAGCAGUAGACCAACUUCUCGAAAUUGGUCCUCACGCUACCUUAAAAUCUUCGCUACGGGAGAUUCUGGACACUGGCUCUCGUGGACAGCUUGGGUACAAUGCCGUACUUUUCCGAAAGAAGAGCGCCGUGGAUACACUUCUGAGAACCCUUGGCCAGCUGCACUGCGUAGGAGUGAAUCUCCAAUUCAGAGCCAUCAACGAGCCUUCAGACAGCCUGAUAAGUCGGAAGAUGUUGACAACUCUUCCAGAGUAUCCUUUCGAUCAUUCACAGCGAUACUGGCACGAUAGCCGCCUAAGUCGCAGCUACAAGCUGAGAUCUAAGCGACCGUCCUAUUUCCAUGGGACCAGAUCAAUUGAUUGGAAUCGCUCAGAUGCCCGUUGGAACUGGAAGAUGGACUUGUCGGAGAUGCCCUGGGUUGAACAUCAUGUUGUUAAUGGCAUGACGUUGUAUCCUGCAACAGGAAUGCUUGUCAUGGCCCUAGAAGCAGGGAAAGAACUGUGUGAGGAGGAAGGGAAUAUGUUAAAUGGAUUCACCUUUGAAGAUGUUCACUUCAAGGCUCCCAUCAACUUCACGGCCUCCAAUGAUGGACCAGAAGCUCAAGUCUCUCUUCGGAAGCAGCCAACAAAAGACCUUUCUUCAGCAUCCAAAUUUUCAUUCAUUAUUCGCACUUUUGACAACGAGGAUUGGUCUGAAAACUGUCAAGGACACAUGACCAUCCAUCAUCGAGGCAAGGAAGAGGGAUGGCUAUCCGAUCAUGAAGCGCGACAGCAGAGCAACAUGGCCAAGACCAUUGUCGACCAUGCGAACACAUGCAACCAGAAGAUUUCAUCAAACCAAAUGUACGAAUAUCUCAAAGAAAUGGGAUAUGAAUACGGACCCAUCUUUGCUCGAUGCGAUGAUCAGCGUAUUCACUCUACUCUGAAGUAUGCUACGGCCACGACUAGUCUUUACCAUGCGCCUGAUCAAGAACACGUUGUUCAUCCCGCGUCUCUUGACGCCAUCCUCCAUCUUGCCUUCACGGCUCUGACGUCGGGUGGUACUUCAUCCAUGGCAACAAGUGUGCCGUCGCGGAUCGGUCGACUCUGGUUUUCUGCAUCAGGGCUGAGAUCUCUGGAGGCCAACCAUCUGACCUGCCUGUCAAAAAUUACAUCAGUUACCAACAAUGGGUUUCUCGUUGCGGGAGGCUCGGUGUCCGCUGACAAUGACAAUAACCUACGAGUAUGGUUUGAAGACUUUGAACUGACCAACAUUACCUCAACACCUUCUUCGCUCGCUCUCGUUCCAGAUCCGAAACAGUUCUGUAUGAAUGUUGAGCAAAGGCUGGCUGUAGACAAGCUUGAAAACUUCCAGCUUUCCGAGUAUCUGCAUAGGGUUCACCCAGAACAUGGAGAUCUGACGGCAUUUUACGACGAUGUGACCUUGCUUAUCAACCACUCUGUACAGGUGCUUCUAGCAUCUGUUGACCCUGGCGCCAUUACGACAGAUCCUGGCAAGGGUGAUUGGAAGCAACGCUACUGGCAAUGGGCAAUUUACCACGUUAUGGAGGGUCGCCUCGGCGCAUCGCCCGCGCACACUGAGAGCAUUGUCACUGUCCGUGAUCGAGUCAAGUCUGCGAACAAAGUGGGACGUCUCUACGCCGAAGUGACUUUGCAUCUUGUCGAAUUCUUCAAGGGCAUUGCAACGCCUUUAGACCUUCUCAUGCAGACAGGGCUUCUCAGAGAGUACUACGAUGAGUUGAUGACCUACAGAUGCAUGAAGCAAGCAACAACAUUUGUUGAUCUGCUCGCUCACCAAAAUGGCGGCAUGAGAAUCUUGGAAGUGGGUGGAGGCACUGCAGCUGCAACUCGCCAUCUGAUUAAAGCACUGUCUAUGAAUGGCCCUCCUGGCAUGACAGAAUCGUCCAACUCAUCUGGGUCCCUUCGGUGCGACCAGUACUGCUUCACAGACGUGUCGUCAACAUUUUUGGAAAAGGCUCGAGAUGAGUUCUCCGAUUACGAAUCUCAAAUGGCGUUCCAAACCCUUGACAUCGAGAAGGACUUUUCCGAGCAGGGAGUUUCCGACGGGACAUAUGAUGUUGUCGUGGCAGAUGCCGUGCUUCACAUUACUGCCGAUCUAGAAAAUACGUUCCGCAACGUCAGAAAAACAAUGAAGACUGGUGGCAAAUUGAUUCUGACAGAGUUUCUCCAGCCUGAUGGUUGGGCGCUUGGCUUUAUCUUUGGUCUUUUCCCUGGAUGGUGGGUUGGACCAGAGGCUGAUCGUCCGCUGUCACCGCUGUUGAGCGCGGAAGGCUGGGGCAAGAUUCUACAAAAUUGUGGCUUUUCAGGCGUUGACAUGGUGUUCAAGGAUUUUGACGGCCCAGCUCAUCAGCUGGGUUGUGUUAUUUCUACCGCUGUGGACGUGCCGUCAUCCGUCCCGCGAAGUCUUGCACCGCCAACAUAUCAUAGUGGUACCAUUGUCAAACUGAAUGCUUCUUCUCGACAGCAAUCUCUUGCCGCAUCUCUUGCUACAUCCUUGCAAGGCAUGUUUAUCGAGCCUAUUGAAGUCGUGGACGCGAACAUGCUUGCAGCAUCGACGGAUCUCACUCUCAAUGAGCGAAAAAGAUUGGGCGAUUUUGAGGCUCCUUGCCCAGACGUGGCCUGGCAUUCUAUGGGUGUCGGGAGGGGAGGAGAUGCAGCAGCACCAGAAUAUGGGCUGAUUGAUGGUCUUUCAAGAACGUUGCGAGCCGAAAACUAUAGUCUCCAUCUCGUCUCUGUUGCCCUCGAUAUGAAUCGCGACAGCAGCGCUGGCCACAUACAUCAUCUCGAGCAGGUUGCACAGGAGAUGGUGUCUCGAAAGCCAUCUGAGAAAUAUGAACAAGAGUACAUUGAGGUAGAUGGCUGCUUACAUACUCGCCGUCUUGUUGAGGCGAGAUACCUGAAAUCUCAUAUGGAAUCCAACAUCUUGCCCUGGAAAAUGACCUCUACCAAUGUCAUGGAUGCGACUUUUGAAUUAUCAGCAGCUUGCCCUGAAGACAACAAUGGAAUUCCGUACCUGGUCCAGAUGCCGACACCAGUGGUUGACAAGGCUUUGUCAAUGAACGUCCGAGCUAUCUCGCUUCAAUAUCAAGACCAGUUAGCCGCCCGAGGGUUGUGUGCAAAAGGCACUCAGCUUGGCAACUUCUGCAGUGGAAUCAUAACAGACACAUUAUUUGGAACCUGUUUCGCGCAAGAGGAUAGGGUCUUUGCUGUGCACAAGAACUGUUUCCGCUCCAUUACUGCUGUUCAGCCAUCGUCCGCCGUUAAGCUACCAGAUGAUUUAUCGUUUGAAGACGCUUGCUGGGCUAUCCCUCCGCUCUUGACAGCUCAUCAUGGUCUGUUGGAUAUAGGUCGGAUCCGAAGCAGCGAUUGUGUUUUGGUUAUGGAUGGUUGCAGCAUUCUGGGGCAAGCCGCCGUAGGCUUGCUUUUAAAUGAGGGUGUUGCGGAAAUAUGGUUGACAGCAGACAGCCGUGAAGAUUGUCAGUGGGCUUCUGAGAGAUUCAAUAUCCCAGAACAACAUAUCCUACCAACGUCUGCUGUGGGAAACGCCUUUUCCUCGACAUGGUCAGAGCUUCAGCCCAAGUUUGAUAUUGUGUUCGCCACCACCUCGGUCGCCAAGGGAUUGGGAGAGCAGACUUUCAAAGGGAUGAUGCGAAAUAAUGGGCAAGUGGUGCUCGUUUCCAAUGACGCUUCCCAAUCUGCAUUCCACUUUGGCUCCUCUUCUCUUCACGUCUCUUUCCUGGCUAGCGACGAGACUCACGUGUCGCGGGAGUCUCUGGAAUAUGCCGUUUCUACACCCAUCUUGCAGUCGCUUCUAGAUGCACGAAGCCGGGUCUCGAUGUUUUCAAUCUCCCAACUGGACAAUUUAAUCUCGUUUUUGAAACAAACUACCAGUUCGGAUACUGCUGUAGUGCAACUGGGCGAGUCAGAUACGGUCAACCUCUUCCAGGUUCGCAUUACGCGGAAGAAGAUGGAUUAUAUUGACUCAAAUGCGACAUACAUCAUCUCAGGAGGUCUUGGAGGCGUCGGCCGAUCCAUAGCAAGAUGGCUGGCCGAUAAUGGCGCUAGACAUCUUGUUCUGUUAUCAAGAUCCGGUCCCAAGACAAAGGAGGCGCAGUCUUUGGCAUUGGAAUUGCAAGAUCGUGGUGUCGAAUGCGAAAUGCCCGCCUGUGAUGUUACGAAUCCCAGUGCAUUGCGAGCGCUACUCGACAACUUUUCAGCAACCAUGCCACCAGUCAAGGGAUGUAUUCAAGCCGCCAUGGUCAUGGAGGAGGGCAUAUUCUCCGAACUAUCACUCUCUAGUUGGAAAGGUACUUUACAGCCAAAGCUACAAGGAUCCUGGAAUCUCCAUGCCAUGCUUCCAUCCGACAUGGACUUCUUCAUCAUGCUAUCGUCCGUCAUGGGCACUUUGGGCACCGGAUCUCUAGCACCAUACAAUGCCGGAAACACUUAUCAAGAUGCUCUGGCACGCUAUCGAGUCUCACAAGGCCAGCGAGCCAUCUCGUUCAACCUCGGCGCUGUACCUGACGCAGGCUACCUCGUCUCAAAUGCCGAGUACGCAACCGGACGACGACAAAUUCACGAAACAGCUAAAUACACGCCUACAUAUAUCCGCGAUAUUGUUGCUCUGCUCGAGAUCUUCUGUGAUCCAUCCAACAAAUUGGCUAUGCACCCAAGCACCUGCCAUCCCAUUGUCGGCCUUCGUCCACCAUCUCACUGGGGCCACCUUGAAGAAGUCUCGUUUGUGUUGAGCCAGCCGUUCUGGAAGCACAUGCAUCAUAUUCCAUUGCCGGCUGGCGAGGCUGAGGAUGUUGACAAUUCCCGCGGUACAAAGCCUGGCAAGCAAGCUAAAGAUGUUGUUGCUAAAUUGGCGGCCGCCACGUCAGUCAAUGAGAGCACUGAGCUCGUUAGUGAAGCACUCGCUGCCCGCAUCACGGCGCUGUUGGGCGUGGCAGAGGGUCAUUUGGAUUUACAUCGGCCCAUGCAUUCGUAUGGUCUGGACUCGCUAUCUGCCAUUGAGGUGCGUAACUGGAUUGGCAAGACAUUUAGCGUUGAUGUGCCUGUUUUUAUGAUUUUAGGGGGUAUCACUUUUGAAGGCGCUGCUGCUACUAUUGUUCAUCAGUUUCAAUCACUGAAGUAG